AUGUGCUCCACAGCUCAUAGCUUCUUUGCUUCCGAUCAAAACUAUGCAAAAUUUCUACAUGCUUUUACCAUACUUGAACUUUUCAUUCACUCUUUCGGAGCAUACAUCAUUAUUGUAAAAACGCCGAAAAGGCUGGAAACCGUGAAAGCGAGCAUGCUAUUUCUACACUUUGUUGGAGCAUUUGUCGAUGUAUAUUUCAGUGUUCUCAUUAUGCCAGUCCUACAUUUGCCUGUUUGUGGAGGCCAUCCGCUCGGGUUACUUUCAUUUUUCGGGGUUCCAGUCUUAUUGCAAACUUAUGUGGGGCUUUCUUUACCUGCAGGUCAGUUUGUCUUCAAGAAAAUUGAUGUAUCAUUCAAACUUGAAAGAGAACUCUAAUUUUUCAGUAAUAGUCGCGACCAUUGUGGUGUUUCUGGAAGAUCGUCGAUAUCGGUUGGUUAACGGUCAAAAGUCAAGCAAAACAGAAAAUGGUAUCAGUUAUUGUUUGUUACAUCAAGUUAUGUUUCUGCUACCAUGUACCCUGCGCCCGUAUUCGUUUUCCUUCCCGAUCAAGAAGAUGGUAGACUUAUAUUGAAAAGUGUAAGUUAAAUAAUUAUAUUACAAUAUUUUUCCUAAAUCAAUGCGAGAAAAAGAAAUCAAAACGUUUCUGUUGCAGAAAAGUCAGUGUAUUCCAACCGAUGUUUUCGAUCAUCCAAACUUCUUUUUACUCGAUCUCAGUGGUAACAAUAUUGCCACUUGCAUGUUAUUCUUAAUGAUUAUUCUCAUAUCUCAACUGUUGAUGCAAUUUGGGUUCAUUUUCCGCCAUUUGCUUGUUAUUAUUGAUCAUUAUUCUUUUUUGCCAAAUGAUGUUUCAAUUCGGGCUGAUUUUCCGUCAUUUGCUCAAAAAUACUCCCGUCUCUAGAAGCACAAUUCGAUUACAGAAGCAAUUUUUUAUCGCAAUGAGCAUGCAAGUUAUCCUUCCUAUUGUCAUAAUUGCUUUUCCAGCUUGCUAUAUUCUUUUUUCUGCCUCCUUCCUAUAACCCCCAUCUUGCCACACACACGCGUUUCUCGAUGUUCAAAAAAUGUUCAAAAAAAUGUUCAAAAAUUGUUCAAAAAAAAUGUCACACAACUUUGAACGUUCACAUCUCGGCUCUCACUGGACCGAAUUUUGAAAUUCUUUUUUUUCCACAUUCACAAAAUAUAGCGACGUGUGUUCAUCUAAAAGGAGGUUGAUUUUGGAGCAUCCUGUCGGCUCCACAAGCGGAAAACCACACCCUGCUUGUUUUUACGCGCACCGAAGUACUGGCCGAAAGCCACUUUAAAUUGAAGGAAAAUUCGAGUUUCAGUUCAAAACGUUUGAGACUCGAAACUUAAGUUCUCCUUUUCAAUACCUAUCCACUGUAUCUAAGCUCAUUGUGAUAUCUCUAUUCGUUAUUUUUAAAACGAUAAUUAAAGUUUUUCCAAAAUUUCUGUACCUCCCCCCUUUUCUCACACACACACACCCACCUCCCCCUUUCAUAUUUGGUGUGAUUCGGUCAGUUUUUCACCAUUGUUUCGAUCAAAUCUCCGUUAGUCUUGCUCUUUUUUCAAAUUUUUUUUUGGAAAAAUGUUUAUCACAUCGAGAGGAAGCGGAAAAUCUAAUUUUGUCUUUCAAAAAAGGUGGAUAAUCGUCUCAAAAAUCGACAAAAUGAACAUUUUUCCUAAACAUUUUUGAUUUUCCUUCAAAAAUCACAAACUUUCCACUAUCGUUCCGGUUUUUAUGUUAAAUUUGAAGUUAAUAGAGUGAUUAAAAAUGGAAUCUCAAAUAACAGCUUGAUCCGAUCAUUUUUCGCGGAGAUAGGUUAUUAAUUUUUUGCACAUGGAAAUCCAGUUUUCCUCUGUUCCUGAACAAGUUUUCAACUAUUCUUUUGAUUUUAUCUUCUAAUUUUAUUAAUUUUCACUAAAGCAAGGUAGACAAACUAAAUUUGGUCGGUCCUGACAACUUUCAGCACAAUUGUGGAAGUGUUGAGCUUCCAGGCCUUCCCAGGAGGUGAUAUGUUUCAAUUUUUGUUGUUUCUUUAAAAUAAUAACCGUUGUAUUAUUCUACUUUUCACGCCAAUUUCAAAAAUAAUUUUAUUUUUUUGAAACUCUCACUCUGAGCAAAGUUAUGACGGAUUGAAGUUAUAGUGCAUAACUCCUCACAGGCCGCCUCUUCUCACAAGAGGGUGCAUGCGUGCGGGUGGCUGGAAAAUGUUUUCUUCCCAAAAAAACAUAGAAAGGCACUCUUACUCUAAGAAUAUUCAGUUCACUUUGAACAUAUACUUCAGGCAUUGCAGGCCGGAGGCCUGCUGCGCGAUUACAACUGUUUCAAGCCCAGAUUGUCUGGAUGGAGUGCCGCAGGCACUCUUACUCUUAGAAGACGCAGUCAACCUUAAAUCAUUAUUCCUAAUAACCAGGUUUGAGGGCCGCAGGCCCGAACACUUUUGAAAACUGUGGGCUGGCUUUAAUUCUAUUCCAAGCAGAGCAAGCUGUAGGCCUGCGACGCAGUUGUUUGUUACUCAAACCUAACAACCAGGUUUGAGGGCCGCAGGCCCGAUUACUCUUGGAAACUGUGGGCUGGCUUUAAUCCUAUUCCAAUCAAAGCUGUUAUUCACUCAAGCCUAAUAACCAGGUUUGAGGGCCGCAGCCUCGAAUCUGAAUAGCCAGGUUUUCUAAACAUAUACCCCACUCCCGAAAUAAUUUUAAGGAGAUCUCGAAUAACCCAUAACAGGUUCGAGGCGAAGCCGAGAACCUGCGCCAGCUACCUUGCCAAUAACUUUAGAGCGAAUUAACCCUAUCCCCAUUCCCGAAGGGCUGGCGGGCCCAUAGGCCCGCUAGUCAAUUUUAUCUCGUUAUUAUAAUCAAGGUACUUUGUUUGAAACAGCAUGAACAUCAUUUCACAAUUCCAGGCGCAACCAACAUAGCGUUCAUGAUAAUGUCCAUACAUGGAGUGUUAUCCACUUUGACAAUGCUCAUGGCAUACAGACAUUAUAGAGAAUCAAUUUUGGAAAUGUUGAAUCUGAAUUUCAACCGGUCAGGUGGCAGUGCUCAACGUAUUUGGAAGAUUUCAAAAAGGACAAUCACCCGAUUUUGA
This is a messenger RNA of Caenorhabditis elegans, 3088 nucleotides long. NCBI's taxonomy places the organism in Eukaryota, Metazoa, Nematoda, Chromadorea, Rhabditida, Rhabditidae. The record is from the annotation of a RefSeq genome assembly.